Penaeus chinensis is the source of this 6113-nucleotide messenger RNA. RefSeq names its product receptor-type tyrosine-protein phosphatase T-like. The record is from RefSeq and is a predicted model, not a curated record. Gene Ontology annotation, biological process: protein dephosphorylation. Gene Ontology annotation, molecular function: protein tyrosine phosphatase activity; protein binding. Bases 242 to 4831 code for a protein of 1529 amino acids. The transcript is spliced from 35 exons. NCBI's taxonomy places the organism in Eukaryota, Metazoa, Arthropoda, Malacostraca, Decapoda, Penaeidae.
CAAUGACUACGUGUGUUGGCAGAAAGAACCCUAUCAGCGUGGAAAGUGGGACAAAGCAGGUGUUACAGAGGACAAGACAUUGAAAAUAGCCUACAGUCAGCUGAAUGGCUCUGGUCCCUAUUCGAUAAUCAAUGAAACGGAACGUCUUAUCCGGAAUACCUUUGGAACUUUUUCUAUUAUUGUACGAGAGUGUCCUGAACACAAGUACGGCAGAGAAUGCAGCGAGUGGUGUCCCGAUUGCAUGCACGGGGGGGAAUGCAGCGCCGCGGGGGGGGAGUGCGUCUGCGCCCCGGGGCUUUCAGGGCACCGCUGUCAGGCCAAAUGCGAAGAGAACAAAAUUGGAAAAAACUGCAAUAUUGACAUAGAUGGCAACGGCAAACAAAUCUGCCUGCCGGCUCCCUUCGGCUGCCAGUGCGCCCCGGGCUACACGGGGCCGAAGUGUCAAACAGAAUGCCCCGAAGGCUCCUGGGGAGCGGGCUGCCUUCAGACGUGCUCCCAUUGCAAAGGGGGUUGCACUCCGGUCGCUGGGCUAUGCAACGGAGACGAGCAAGCAGACUGCGUUGGAGGUGACCUAGGACUCCCCCGGCUUCGAAAACCCCCAAGGAUCGAGGCGAUCAAGCAUGACAGGGCGACAGUGACCUUUGAGCCCUGGAAGAAGAACUACGACGACGGAGAACUGCCCGAGGGUGCAUCGGUGACGAACUACAUCGUUAUGUAUUGGGUACAAGGUGAUCAGGAGAGCGCCUCCAAUGUAUCAUCCUGGAACAGCGAAAUACAGCUUCUUGAACUGAUAGGAAAGACAAACUACACGGUUAAGGUUCUUGUCCAGGUGGCUGACGGGGAGAAGACGUGCUAUGAAGAUGGUGAGAAACGGGGAAGAGUCCACGCUGUAAAUUUCACAACAGUUUGCCCUGACACACUGCCGGAAGUGAAAGGUGUUCAAACGACGCUGAAAACACCGACAUCUUUAACCAUUGAGUGGGAGGAAGUACCGUAUCUCACCCGAUGUGAUCUAGAAUAUAUCUUCGAAUUAUUCAAUCUUGAAUCGACUCGCAUCGACAUACAGCAUUUGCAAACAGGGACAUUUACAGUGAAUAAGCUGACACCCUUUACGAACUACACUUUUCGAGUGUCGACAAAAAAUCGUAUAACGAACGAAAUGACAAAAUCAGGUCUAUUUGAGACGAGGACCAAUCCCACAGUACCUGAACCGCCUUCAUUAACCAUACGACAGACAAACCCAGAAUCAGUCCUUCUGUCUUGGGUCUCCGUCGCCGAAGGCUCUGUGUUUUACGAGUACAGUUACACAAAGUAUCCCGUCUUGUGCGAGGGAGACAACUCCUUCGUCGACAGAAACACCACAGAGCGGUCUGUGAACAUUUCUGUCUGUCCUUAUUGCGAGGUCGUCCUGAAGGUCAAGGCUGGGAACGAAGAAGGAAAAACAGACGACGUAUCAACGGAUUUUCGAACCCAAGCUGCCCGUCCAACGAGCCAAAUGGAGAGCAUUCAGUGUUCGUCCGACGCGUGCAGUGCCUCCCUGAAAGGUACUUGCCAUACUUACAAUGGACCUAAAAUGGCUAUCGAAUACACCUUCAUCCCUGAGGACGGCGACCGGCGCACGUGCCACGAGAAGACGUUCAACGAAAGCCAAACCUCUCGGCGACUUCCCAUUGGGGAGGACCUCGAUCUCAACAACUUGGAGGAGAAUCUACUUCGACACACGAAAUACAGGGUGACGGCCCUCGCAGCAAACAAAGAGGGUGUAGCAGCGGAAACCCUGGGCAGACACACAACGAUGGAAACCAAACCCACAGCUCCCCUCCAUGUGAGAAACCUACAAGUUAAUGGAGCCGACAAUAGUCUCACUUUAACCUGGGAGGAGCCGGAGGACUGCCCACCCACGGGAAAAAUCAAAGAAUAUGAGAUUUCUUGGAAAACGGCUGCUGCCUCGUGGUCCCAGCCGGCGAAAACUACAUACACGCGAUACGUCAUUGGCAGUUUGGUAACCGAUACGAUGUAUGUGGUCAAGGUCGCAGCAAGAAACGAGGGCGUAGAAGAGCUCGGUCCGUCAGAGGAGCGUGAAGCGAAAACGGAAGAAGGAAAGCCGAGUGUCCCCCGAAACAUGGCGAUCACAGACGCCACAACAACACAGAUCGCUGUGACGUGGCAGGCGCCGGAGUUCCCCUCAGGCGAGGUCGCAGGCUACGAGGUCGGCCUCCAGGCGAUAACUGGCGGAGUGAACGGCCGACCGAAGAAUUUAACGGCUGCUGACCGGACGUAUGCGUUUGAGGGACUGAUGCCCGGUCACCAGUAUAACAUCACAGUGAAGGUCUGCAACAGCAAACUGUGCAGUGACCGCGCCUGGGCUCUGAGCUGGACCGUGCCUGAGGCUCCGGGCGUGCAGGGCCAAGUGACGUGGAUCAGCAGCCAGUCGUCAGCCACAACGGUGUCUUUGCCGUACAUUCUUCGCAGUUCUUCAGUAGACGUUAAUAAUAAGCAGUACGUGGUGGUAAGGAAGGAUGAGGGAGACACAACCAAGUGGAGAGAUAAGAGUUAUUUGAUUAGCCUUGCCGAAAGACUGAAGGAUAACAAACAGCUCGAUAGAAGCGAUGUCAUUGAAUGGUUAUGCGCUGUUCUCGAGCAUGACGAGGUAGCGAGGGCACCAGACGUCAAGUUUACCAUUGGAGACAACAAGACACGCCACGGCAUACAUAACCAUCCCCUUGAAGGUGACAAGUGUUACCUGGUAGCAGUGAUCUCUGUGGCGGCAGCUGGUCCUCACGAAAGGUACCACGUGUCAGAUACAAAGUCACUGUGCAAAGGACAAAAACCAGUACUUGUAGCAUCUGGCGUCCUUUUUGGCAUCGUUCUCUUGGCGGCGCUGACUGCAAUGGCCGUGCGACUGAGAUAUAGGAAACAAAAAGGCAUCCCAACCGCAGAGCACUAUAAUGGGCUGAUAAGCAGAUCGGAGCCUUCCCCCGUGUCGGAAAAUCCCACGCAGACUAAUCCUUCGUUCGUUCGGCGAGAAACGACAGAGUUCGCGGCGUCUCAAGAGCCCAUGCGGGAAGAUCAUCGGGAAUCCCACGUGUAUGAGAACUGCAGCCGGAGAAUCACGCUGGAGCACAUUGAGGCUUAUCUUGCAAGGGCUAUUAACUCGCAAGAUAUUGAUUUUGAGUUCAAGGGUGUUCCGAUUUCCAUGCAAAAGAGCUGUUCGUAUGGAGAGCGAAUGGAGAACAGACGCAAGAACAGAUACCGGAAUAAUCUUCCAUAUGACGACACUCGGAUCGCGCUCCCUCUGCUGCCCGAUCAGCCUGACUCCGAUUAUAUCAAUGCCAGUCUUAUCACGGGUCACGUGGAAGGCACCGACUACAUCGCAACCCAAGGCCCCAAAGACUAUAAGAACGACACGGUGCCCGAUUUCUGGAGGAUGGUGUGGCACUGUAGGUCGAACAUCAUCGUCAUGGUGGCAAAUCUGGUCGAAAACGGGCAGAUGAAAGUCGCACAAUAUUGGCCGGAAAAUCAGCCGAUCUUCUGCGGUGGUUUCCAAGUCAGCCUUGUGGAGGCGGAGGUUAAGGUUGAAUACGUCAUUCGUAGGAUGUUACUUACGUAUCAGAAUGAAGUGCGAAAGGUCACGCAAUACCAGUAUACAGCUUGGCCAGAUCACGGCGUCCCUCACAAUCCGUUCGGCUUGGCGCUUAUGGUGUCCGCUAUCAGGGAACAGCAGGUCGAAGGGCCUACGAUCGUCCACUGUAGUGCCGGCAUCGGACGCACGGGCACGAUCCUGUUCGUCCUCCUCUCCCUCGACCAGAUACAGACCUCGAGUUACUUUGACGGACUCGAGGUCCUCCUUCAGCUGAGGAACGGGAGGCCGAGACUCAUCGAAAACACGAUUCAGUACAACUUCGGCCACCGCAUUCUCCAAGAAUAUCUGUUCGGCAUCCACACCAGCUUUGCCUGUGGAGAUUUCCCGAAGGAGCUCCCGAGGUUGCGCGAGACGGAGUCGGAGAACGGAGCAUCUGCGUUGGAAAUGCAGUAUAAGAAACUGAAGAAUCUCCCAAAGGUUUUGUCAUUUAUUAUGGCCAAGAACCCAGCCUGUGCAAAUCGCAACAGGAAUCCUGACAUUCUGCCAGCUGACAACAGAAUGGUGUUCGUGCAGAGUUUGGGAGGCGGUUUAGAGAAUCAGUAUAUAAAUGCAGUGAAGCUCAACGCUUUAGACCGCAAGGAUGCAUAUAUUGCAGCAGAGCACCCCCAGCUCCACACCAUGCAAUCUAUGUGGGCGCUUGUGUACGAAAGACGAAUUCCAGUAUGGGUCCUUUUGCAAUCCUUCCCUGAGGAUGAUCAGGAGUACCCGUCGGUCAUCCCAGCCGUGGAGAAGCAACUGGUGGGACUAUUCGAGCUGACUCUCACAGGCCUGCAGUCCUAUCAGAAUUUUGUAGAAUACUACGUAGAAAUUUCCGUUCAGGGAUCGCCAAUGGUAUCAUCCCACAUGGUCGUCCUGGUCGUGAUGAACGGCUGGCCGCACGACCAGGAUCUCCCGUCCUCAGUGGACCCUCUCUUGGCAGUGUUAGAGCGAACGGAAUCUCUCAACGACCCCAUGACCAGCGCUCUCGUUACGUGCAGAGACGGCGUGGCAGCAACAGGAGUCAUGAUGGCUCUCCUUGUCUUGAUAGAGAGGAUUAAACUCUUUCAAGAAGUUGAUGUUUAUCGAUCAGUUCAAGAGGUCAUCUACGCUCGGCCACAGUUCAUUACCAGUGUUGAUCAAUACGACCUCCUUUAUGAAGCUGCGGCUACAUAUCUGGAAGCCUAUAACACGUACGGAAAUUUUAACUGAAUUAAAAUUGAACUUUAGGAGCAGAUGUUUAUCAUAUUCAGAAAAACUUGAGACACCUUUUCUGGCGGAGGUCCUCUUCAGCUAUGAUUGGCUAAUACGCGAGACAGCUCAGCGUUGAUUGGCUGCGGAGUCAGACAGCUCCACGGUGAUUGGCUGCGGCGCGAGACAGCUUGCCGAUGGUUGGCUGUCAGGCCCGAGAUACUGGUCCAGCUCUCUGUACGAAGUGUCUCUGAAUAUGAGCGAUGGUGAGAAAAAGGUAAUGAUUUUUUACAUGAAACAAGAGAAUCGGCUUUAUCUAUGGUGACAUUAGUAUAUAUUUGUCUUCACCAACACCCACAGUUAGAUGGACAGAUGGAUAAAUAGACAGAUAGAGGGUUUGUUAAGUGAUUAGUGACGUAACUCGGCAUGAAAGGCAAAGAACGUCUAGGUUUCCAAAAAGUUAUAUUCAUUUUCUCUCAUUUUGUAUCAAAUGCCGAUAUUUGCAUAUCUCUAUCUAUCUAUCUAUCUAUCAAUCUAUCUAUAUACAUAUAUAUGUAUAUAUAUAUAUAUUUGUAUAUAUAUAUGUAUGUAUAUAUAUAUAUAUAUAUAUAUAUAUGUAUGUAUGUAUGUAUGUAUGUAUGUAUAUAUAUAUAUAUAUAUAUAUAUAUAUAUAUAUAUAUAUUCUUGAGUGACGACAUCUCAUGCAAAAUUUGGCUAUAUGUAGCUCUUGUUCAUUUCGUAGAUUUUGUAUAUAGUUGAUAGACUACGAUUAUGAAUAUUUACAACACUCAGAUUUGAUUUUCUUAUAAUGUGUAUGAUUCAGAAUCAUCAGUCUCUUUCGGUAUGUUCUCUCUUAUUUGUCUUUUACUUCCCUUCUUUUAACUUGUCACCAGAACAUGCCCAGUGUAAAUACUACAUAGUACAGAUUUAAUAUGUUGUAAGUAUAUUUCUAUACCUCAUGCUGUUAACAUACCAGUGCAGUUAGGCGAUAUAUUUGAUAUAUAUCUUUAAUAAGUAUGUUGUACAUUUGAAUUUCUUCCGUUUUAAGUAAUAGGCCUACAUGAGAAAAACAAUAUUUGUGAUCAUAAUAGCGAAUACUUUACUUGAGAAAUGUAUGUUCUUAACAUUGUAUAUUUGUCAUAUUGUAUUUGUCCCUCGUUGAUUUUAUAAGUUUUGUUUAUUCCAAGAAUUUUAAAGAAUUGAUUGCAAUAAAUUUCUAAAAGAUAUAAAGGAGAAUCAAUAAAUACAAUAAACCUGUCAAUAUAACAAAGUUUCAGUACCUCGUAUUGAUCAGAAUGUAACA